Messenger RNA from Sinocyclocheilus rhinocerous, 692 nucleotides. RefSeq names its product neugrin-like. The transcript has a single exon. Gene Ontology annotation, cellular component: nucleus. The annotation marks the transcript as partial. The record is from RefSeq and is a predicted model, not a curated record. NCBI's taxonomy places the organism in Eukaryota, Metazoa, Chordata, Actinopteri, Cypriniformes, Cyprinidae.
GUACUUAAAGCAGGAGUCCCCAGAGGAAUGGACACUAGAGAGAUUAGCAGAGGGUUUCUCUGUAAGCCCUGAUGACAUUUCCAGAGUCCUCCGCAGCAAAUUCACCCCAUCAGCAGUCCGAAAGCUAAAGCAGGACACGAAAGUGUUAGCUAAUAGUGGGCCGCAGUCUCUCAGAGAUGGCAAAACUGAGCAGUCCAGACUGCCAAAGACUGCAACACCAGCCAUACUCCCCUCUGGAAACACAGGUGCCCUGACAGCACUGAGUACAGGAGCGCUUGCAGUGAGGGAGACUGACACUGGACUCAUGCCCUCUAGUGGUAACAUAGUACCAUCUCAGCUAUCGGCUGAGCAGAAAGUGACACCUGCUUUACAUGAGCAGCCUGACUCUACAUCUGAAAUGGACAUGAGGGAUGAUAUAGAGUUAGAGGAGGAAUGGGAUGGAGUGAUUCUGACCGAGGAAGAGCUAGAGCACAUCGCACAAACACUGAAGGAAAAGCCCAGUUCAGUGGAACAGAAGGGAAGAGAGUUUUUUGACAGUGAAGGCAACUUCCUGUAUAGAAUUUGAGCUAUGCUGCCAAGUCACCAUGUUUAUCAAAACACUUGUUGCUCAAGUCUAGGCCUGUUCUUUUAUGAAUAUUACUUUAUUGUUAGAAUUUGCAACAAAACUGGCACAGCUAGGAGAAAGCUGUCCU